ACAGUUGCGUGGAAUGAUUCAGUAAGUGUGUUUGUGUAUUAUUUUUAUAAAAUGACAUCGCCCAUAGUAAAUCCAGAUGUACCCUAUGUGGGGGAGAUACCUGAUUGGUCUACAGGAAAAAUGGUUAGGGUACAGGGUAUUGUAGACCCAAAUGCAGACAGGUUUAAUAUUAAUCUACAGACAGGCCCCAAUGCUAGACCUAGGGAUGACACAGCUCUACAUAUUUCUGUUAGGUUAAAUCAGGGCUACAUCGCGAGAAAUGCUUAUAUUGAUGGAGCAUGGGAAGAUGAACAAGGGACAGGGUCUUUGCCCAUUGGUCCAAACCAACACUUUGAAAUUAUCAUUUUAAAUGACGAAAAAAGUUAUAAAAUUGCUGUUAAUGGUCAACAUCACAGCGAGUUUCCACAUAAAAUUACAAGUUCACAAAUCAGCCAUCUUUUAAUUGACGGCGAUGUUCACAUCACCGUCAUUUCUUACGAAGGUGUAAUGGCCGUUUCUUCUUCUGAAACUGCUUCAUUAGCCUCUUCUCUUCAUAGUUCAGGCGGUCAGGCCCCACAAGGUGGAUAUGGAGGAUAUGGAGGUCCUCAAAGUGGAUAUGGUCCACAACAAGGAUAUGGUGCUCCUUCACAGGGUUAUGGCCCACCUGCCCCCCCUGGAGCUCCACAAGAAUCCGGAAUGGAUAACAUUCUUGAUAAAGCUCAAGAAAUGUUGGCAGGUGCUAUUAAAAGCGGCGUUGCUGAAAAAUUGUUAAGUGGCAUUUUUUCAAGUCCACAAGCCCAACAACCCGGAGGUUUUCAGCCUCAUAACGCACAAUAUGGACAAUAUCCUCAAGGACAACAAAGUUUUGGCAACCAGCAACAAAUGCCUCAAAUUGGAGGUGAAGGUUCUGUAGGAGGAUUGGGUAGUGUUGGAAAUAUUUUGGGUUCCCUGGCUAGUUCUUUGUUUAGUCCGCCAAAGGAAUCACAUCACCGCAAUCAAAAUUUUUAAGCGAGGAAAUACUUAAAGCUUCUUUUUGAUAUGUUUUUUGUUUCAGUAAAUGUAAUUUUUUUUAAUUUUUAUUUUUUUUUUAAAUUUUUAUUACCUAUAUA
This is a messenger RNA of Brassicogethes aeneus, 1088 nucleotides long. Lineage: Eukaryota; Metazoa; Arthropoda; Insecta; Coleoptera; Nitidulidae. The record is from the annotation of a GenBank genome assembly.